This is a messenger RNA of Panicum virgatum (switchgrass), 1163 nucleotides long. RefSeq lists its product as uncharacterized. Lineage: Eukaryota; Viridiplantae; Streptophyta; Magnoliopsida; Poales; Poaceae. The transcript has 2 exons. The record is from RefSeq and is a predicted model, not a curated record. Bases 31 to 375 code for a protein of 114 amino acids.
GACCUCACGCACGUCUUCGUGCUGGACGAAAUGUACCCGGAGGAGAUAGUCGCCCAUGGCUUACCAUUCCCAAAGCUGACCACCAUCCACCUGCACGACCUGCCAAAGCUGCGGCAGAUAUCUGAGGUCAAGAUGCUCGCGCCGGCGCUCGAGACCAUCAGGAUCAGGGGGGGCUUCGGCCUGCGCCGGCUGCCGGCCUUGCGGGGCCGCGGGCCACGCGUGAAGCGACCAGCCGUCGAGAUGGAGAAGGAUGUCUGGGAGGCGCUGGAGUGGGACGGGCUUGCCGCCGGCCACCACCCCAGCCUCUUCGAGCCGCCCGUGCACUCGCUCUACUACAGGAGGAGGCGCCUCCUCAGGGGCACUGUUCUCAGGUGAAUCCUGAGCCGUGCGUCAACACUGCCGCUGCUGCCACGGGAGAUGGCCGACUCGUUCGCCCUCUACGAUGGACGCUGGUCGGGCAGGGUUGCUGGCUUGCUGUGACGGUACUGAUGCUGCUGCAGGCUGCAGCAGCUGCCUUUCGUUGAGUUUGUUGUUGACAAGGUAGGGGCCUCAGGUUGGCUUCCUGCUUGCGCUGAUGCUAGCCGAGUUGGCCUAGCGGAUGCCGCGUGCUUUGGAAUAAAAAGGCUGCCGGGUUUUCUGCCUGCGCGUGUGUUGCGCUCAGACGGUCAGACACCGGCCGGCGUGUGUGCUCGAGUGUGUGGCUUGCGAUUGGAUCCUAGACAAUGAAGCAGCAGCAGUAGCUGGGUCUGGGUGUGCCUGCCCACCUGCUGUAUGUGUGUGUUUGAUGUUGUGUGGCUUGAUGAGUGCCUGCUACUCCGUUUGGAACGGAGUGCGGAGCUAAUAAGCAGCAGCUGCGUGUGUGUGUGUGCACGCGAGCGUGCCUGUCGUGGAUGCGCACUGAGUUUGCUUGCUAUGUAAUGUUUGAUGAACCAAGAGACAUCUGGUUUGUGUGCCUGAUGCCGACUUCUGUGAUUUGUGAAGCAUUUAUUAAGCUUCAAUGUAUGGUGUUUGUGGUGUGUGAAUUAUUCUUGCGAGCGUCAGCAGCUGGGAGAUAAGGCUCUGUAUUAAGCAGAACAUGUUUUGGCAUCUACCAUCUAGCCAUCAACACAAGGAAUUAGCUUGUGAUGCAACACUGAAAUGGCACCAUCCUGACGAGUUCUUAA